This is a messenger RNA of Dreissena polymorpha, 1389 nucleotides long. RefSeq lists its product as uncharacterized. The transcript is spliced from 5 exons. The record is from RefSeq and is a predicted model, not a curated record. Bases 127 to 705 code for a protein of 192 amino acids. Lineage: Eukaryota; Metazoa; Mollusca; Bivalvia; Myida; Dreissenidae.
UGUGUUUACUUGUUGAUAAGGUCUCUAUAGUGACAAUUCGUAUAUGACAUUUUCUGACAAGCAAUAUUUAAACCCAUGUAGAACUGAAAAUUUCGGUCAGAAAAGCAAGUGAGGCAAGUGAUACAGAUGGGCAUUAUGGAGUUUAAAGUUAAGGUUGUGUUGACAGGUUUAGCAUUAAUGCUUCAUGUGAGUCAAAGUAUGACAGAUGGAACAACGGUUAUUACACCUACAUCUACACAAACAUCUAGUACAACCACAAGCCGUACUACAAGUGCAGCUUCUAAAAGUACAGAUUCCACCACCUUUGCGGCACUGGCUGGAUCAAGUUCAGCGACGACCAUUCCAGCUGGUGGAAAGAAGACCGACGCACCGACGACGACGGUCAGUACUGCAUUCGCACCUUACCCUUGUAAUAAUGGAACCUGCGAGGGAAACGAAACCUGCAUCAAAUCAACUAUCCGCGGAUCUUGUUCCAUAACGGGAGAUGUACAGGGAUGCUUCCGAACGCAACAUGACACCCACUUCGAGGUCGGCUGUCGUCCCAACUGUGAUACUAACAAGAACACUAAAGAGGACUGGUGUUGUCGAGGCAAGUCUGACUGCAUCUUUGAAUCUAUGCCGCCACCUGGCGGUAACGCCAACACGGUCGUUUCCAGAAGCUUCCUAUUACUUGGCACUAUUGCGUUAGUGUUGUUUGUCAUGUAGACAAUCGUUCCUGAAAACGCCAUUUUCGGAAAAGUUUGACUUGUAUACGUGUUUGUGGAAGAUCAAAUUUUGUAUAGACGUUACAUUUUAUUUUAUUCAAAAGAAUCACAACUUAUUUUUGGAAACAUAUGUCUGUCUCAUGCAUACAUGAAUUUAUUUUAGUUACCGUUUGUCAUAGUUGAACGAAAAUCUUAAUAUUUCAACAAGUUUUAUUAAUGUAAAAUAAUAGGAAAAAAGUACAAAAGAUAAUUAUAUAUAGAUCACAGUAUUUUGCAUUUUCAAUAAUGUUUUUACCUAGCUUGGAGUGGUGUUCAACAUCAAUAGCACGUGCAGGUUAUCGUUAAUGAAGUCAUGGGACUGAAAACAUAACUUGAUGAUUAUGUUCGGUGUAAAUUAUUGAGAUGUUUUGAGUUGGUUAAAAACAUAAAAAAAAGUGUUUGUUAUUUUCUCUCUUUGCAUUCCUUACACUAUACCGCUGACAUAGAUCUGCAAUUUAGAUAUGUUGUGUUGUUAUACAAUUUUCUAUACAAGUUAUAUUGCAAUAACAAUACAUGAUUUCACCUCACACAUGUUAAGUUACAACUUCACCCACAAGGGUACCCACGUGUGAAUAAAUUAUUACGACAUAACCAUGCUGUAAUUUGAGAACUAUGGACGGCGAAUAAAUGAAUUUAACAUAUCGUA